Molecule: messenger RNA, 1379 nt
Organism: Suillus paluster
Lineage: Eukaryota; Fungi; Basidiomycota; Agaricomycetes; Boletales; Suillaceae
Exons: 9
Coding region: 322-1146 (274 amino acids)
Biological process (GO): peptidyl-threonine phosphorylation
Cellular component (GO): cytoplasm
Molecular function (GO): protein serine/threonine kinase activity
Source: RefSeq, a predicted model, not a curated record
UGUAGAAGCUCUCCUUGUUUCAGACGCACAUGAAAGAGCGAUAAUGCCCAUGAUGAUCUCUAGAGGCUCGGGAUCAUCUCUCCCAUUUGUAGAGGCAAAGAAAGCACCCGCAUCUGAGGACCUGGUCAAACGUGUGGUGUACACGUACCUGAUGGAUCCUGCAACAAAGCAAAAUGCAUUUUCUUCGCUUCGAGCACUGUUUAUGGCCUUUACAGUGAUUUGCUGUUCAUCCUCGAUCUCACUGGUAGCCAACAACCGUACAUAGACUCAGUCAAAGCAUCGAUCAACGCCAUCUGCGCGGAAAUACUGGGAUCCGAUCAUAUGAAAUCAGCUCACCCAGGCGAUCUUCGCGUCGCAUUUAUUGGGUUCCGCGAUCAUUAUCCCCAGGAUGACACAUUCGUUACCCGCCAAUGGGACUUUGUCUCGGAUAUCACUAGGAUCCACGCGAACUUGAGCCAUCUUCCCGAGGCGGAUGGCGGUGGAGAUGGGCCAGAAGCCGUAACAGCAGCUCUAGCUCGAGCUUUAACGAUGAAGUGGAGGAACGACUGCAACAAGGUCGCUGUGUUAGUCUCGGAUGCUCCACCCCACGGUAUUGGAUCCCAGGGCGAUUACUGGCCUGACGGUGUGCCAGGUGGUAAGAGUUCAUUACCAUCCGUCGUCGUAGACUCUGGGGUUCUGAAUUUGUGUAUACUUACGUCAGUUCCGGACCCUCUUGAUGUGGCGAGAGACAUGCUGAAGAAGAAGAUCACUUUACAUUUCGUCGCUUGCGAGCCAAGCUUGAGUCGCUUUCAUAAUGCGCUCGAUUUUUACCGUGGUCUUACCCGUAUAACGGCGGGCAUCGUCGUCCCACUUCUUGACUCCAAGGUCAUGUCAACUUGCAUCAUCGGCUCUGCUCUCGAAAGCCUUGCGAUACAGGAUCUCAUCAACGAAUACAGGGAAACCCUUGAGGAGUUGGUUUCCUCACGAGAUCCUUCAUUAGUAGUCAAAUACCUCCAUGCCCUAAUGCGCGUCAGAGGUCGUACGGCUGAUCAGCUGAUCAUGGAGAAUAUCUACGACAUGUCUGGCGACAGGAAGGAAAAUGUAGAAACAUGGUCGUCAGCUCGUAACCUCGCUGAUGCGAAGGCUCGAUUGAAGCGUGACUACUAGGUGAAUGUGUGAGCUGGAGAGAAUAGUUCUAGAUGCGAAGUUGUGUAGGAUAAGUUUUGAAGUUGACCUCGAUCUUGAUGAUAUAUUUCUCAGUGCUCACCUGAACGACACGGAGGCAAGGGACCUUGCGAUAAAUAGGUCUGAAUCUACUACUACUUCGAGGGAAGGAAUAAGAUCAAUGUAUUCCACUCGUUGCUCAAGUGUUGUCGUCACUCUAGAGCGCAAAAUCAGGC